Messenger RNA from Mercenaria mercenaria, 1889 nucleotides. RefSeq names its product C-type lectin domain family 4 member F-like. The record is from RefSeq and is a predicted model, not a curated record. The coding region runs from base 122 to 1843 and encodes 573 amino acids. NCBI's taxonomy places the organism in Eukaryota, Metazoa, Mollusca, Bivalvia, Venerida, Veneridae. The transcript has 12 exons.
UUCGCUUGACCCUGUGCAUUGCUUGCAGUCUUAUCUACAGGUGAUUCGUUUAUAGAUACAAAAGUCAGAAAACGGACAAACGAAAUAUAUAUGUCAGUCUGAAAGGAUAUUUUACGUGUACAUGGUAAUAGGUAUGAUGCACUGGUUUGCCGUAGCCAUUUUCUUUUCGUCCGUGAUAUCUGUUCGCUCAGAUUAUAAAUGUGUGUGUAGUUACAGCGUUGAGACAAAUGUAUAUUCUAAGCCUUCAGUUCAAGGUGACGUUUUAGGCUACCUGUACGAGUUUGAUUGUAAACCAGAAGGAGGACAGUCAGAUAGCCAAUGGCUUACAGUUGCUUUUGAGCAUCAGCUUGGAUAUAUUGAGAGGAAUGACCAGCUACAGGUUCAAACAUGUCAAGGAAGUAUUCCCGAUGAGGACAAACUUGCUCAAAUGACAACUACAUCAACUAUGAAACUGACAACAACUACAACUCAAGAAAUAACAACAACCGAGGUGUCAACCACAACAUCAGUGAAAAUCACAAGUAAAGCUGCCCCAACCACAACCACCACGGCUAAGCAAACCACAAGUACAACUAUGCGAACACCAACGACUACAACAGCCCCCAUGUCGAGCACGUCAACUACGACAAGAGUACCCUCUACCACUCAGACGAAUAAAGUAACUACAACACCUAACACUUCUUCACCUAUCACUACAUCAACACAGAUUCCCACUACCUCAAAACCGAUACAGACAACACAAUUUAAAGCAACUACUACAAAGACACCAACGCAAACAAUGGCAGCUACAACUAUCAACCCGAUUCCAAGCGCAAACACUAUUCAAGGUCAUUUAGAAUUAUGUUCCAGUCGAAUCCAGCAAGCAGCUAAGAGAGAUGGUGCAAUUCUUGCACAGUUCGGAGACAACUGUUAUGAAGUUGAUCAAAGCAGCGUGUCAUGGUCUCAUGCUGAGUCAAUCUGCCACCAACAUGGAGGACAUCUGGCACAUAUUGCUAAUCAGAAGGAGCAGGAUUUUAUUUACAACUUUUUAGUCAAGCAUCAUAGCCAUACAGCUUGGAUAGGACUUGAUGAUAGAAACAACGAGGAAAGCUUUGAGUGGACAUCUGGUGACGCUGUAACAUAUACCAACUGGAAACCCGGACGGAAAGACUACAGGCACCAUGGUUCAGAAGACUGUGUUUUUAUGUCACCGACUACUGGUGAAUGGGACGACACACAAUGUGGAGGAAAUAACCUAUUUUCAGAAAUACUACUAGGCCAUCGUCAUGCAUAUAUAUGCCAGUUUGCGACGGUUAUCACAUCAACAGCUUCAACCUUAAAUCCAGCACUUGACGGAAACGUACAUCUAUGCGGUAAUCAUUUGAUCAAUCAAGCCUCAAGAGAGGCAGGGACACUAGCUCAGUAUGGCCAUAGCUGUUAUGAAGUCGUUCCUAAUACACAUAAGACUUGGAGCCAAGCAGAAAGUUUCUGUCACAGCCGUGGAGGACAUUUAGCACAUAUUAGUAGCUCACAAGAGCAGAGUUUCAUCCAAGGAUUUCUGCAAAGGUAUUCACCACAACAUGCUGUUUGGAUUGGUCUCACUGACAGACAUUCUGAAGGACAUUUCCAUUGGACGUCAGGGAACGCUGUUCACUACACAAACUGGGUGCCAGGCCACAUUAGUAAUUUUGUUCAUCACAGUCAAGAGGAUUGCGUUGCUUUCAUACCUUACAAGAACGGACAAUGGGAUGAUAUCCCGUGUGGAACCACAGUCUCUACACAUCACCAUGUCCAAGCCGUCGGAGAGGUCCAUCCGGUCUUGUGCCAAUACAGUAUUUCAUCAGGACCGUCUUUCAUUGGAUAGAUGUAUAAACACUGACUUGCACUAUAUCAUAAAAUACAACAAACUC